Messenger RNA from Alternaria rosae, 1926 nucleotides. RefSeq names its product P-loop containing nucleoside triphosphate hydrolase protein. NCBI's taxonomy places the organism in Eukaryota, Fungi, Ascomycota, Dothideomycetes, Pleosporales, Pleosporaceae. Gene Ontology annotation, biological process: ATP metabolic process; proton transmembrane transport. Gene Ontology annotation, molecular function: proton-transporting ATPase activity, rotational mechanism; ATP binding. The record is from RefSeq and is a predicted model, not a curated record. The transcript has 8 exons. The coding region runs from base 135 to 1667 and encodes 510 amino acids. Gene Ontology annotation, cellular component: proton-transporting V-type ATPase, V1 domain.
AGCUUCCCCAACCCACUUGGACGGCCGACCUCUAACUUCGUCACCCAACGAUCUCCGAGGCUACAGACCGACCGCGGCCCUCGAUCUAACGCCGAGCAAUACUACACCUCUCCGAACCGCUCAUUACCGCCACGAUGCCUGAAGUUGUCGACCCCCGCAUGAUCUCGGUGACGCCUAGGAUACGAUACAACACUAUUGGAGGCGUCAACGGUCCAUUGGUCAUCCUCGACAAUGUCAAAUUCCCGCGAUACAACGAGAUUGUGUCCUUGACUCUGCCUGAUGGCACCGAACGCUCUGGUCAAGUCCUUGAAGCUCGAGGCAACCGCGCCGUCGUCCAGGUCUUCGAAGGCACAUCUGGUAUCGAUGUUAAGAAGACCAAAGUCGAGUUCACCGGACAUAGCUUGAAGCUCGGUGUGUCCGAGGACAUGUUGGGCCGUAUCUUCGAUGGUUCAGGAAAGCCUAUCGACAAGGGCCCCAAGGUGCUCGCCGAGGACUACCUUGAUAUCAACGGUAGCCCCAUCAACCCAUACUCGCGAGUCUACCCCGAAGAAAUGAUCUCCACCGGUAUCUCCGCCAUUGACACGAUGAACUCGAUCGCCCGUGGACAGAAGAUUCCUAUCUUCUCCUCAUCCGGUCUACCCCACAACGAAAUCGCUGCGCAGAUUUGCAGACAGGCUGGUCUUGUCGGAAAGCCCUCCAAGGGUGUACACGACGACCACGACGACAACUUCUCCAUUGUCUUCGGUGCUAUGGGUGUCAACUUGGAGACCAGUCGCUUCUUCACGCGCGACUUCGAAGAGAACGGCAGUAUGGAGCGUGUCACUCUGUUCCUCAACUUGGCAAACGACCCUACCAUCGAGCGCAUCAUUACCCCCCGUCUUGCCCUUACAACCGCUGAAUACUACGCCUACCAGCUCGAGAAGCACGUCCUGGUCAUUCUUACCGACUUGUCCUCCUACUGCGAUGCGCUACGUGAGGUCUCCGCUGCCCGAGAAGAAGUGCCCGGUCGUCGUGGUUACCCCGGUUACAUGUACACGGAUUUGUCGACUAUCUACGAGCGUGCUGGACGUGUUGAGGGCCGUAACGGAUCUAUCACUCAGAUUCCCAUUCUGACUAUGCCUAACGACGAUAUCACACAUCCCAUCCCCGAUUUGACCGGUUACAUUACCGAGGGCCAGAUCUUCAUUGACCGUCAACUCGACAACAAGGGUAUCUACCCUCCGAUCAACGUUCUGCCAUCCCUCUCCCGUCUCAUGAAAUCUGCCAUCGGUGAGGGUCGCACACGAAAAGACCACGGUGAUGUCUCCAACCAGCUCUACGCCAAGUACGCCAUUGGCCGUGACGCCGCUGCCAUGAAGGCAGUCGUCGGAGAGGAGGCCCUAUCCUCAGAAGACAAGCUAUCCCUUGAGUUCCUCGAGAAGUUCGAGCGCUCCUUCAUCGCCCAGGGUGCCUACGAGUCGCGCUCCAUCCACGAAUCUCUCGACCUUGCAUGGUCGCUGCUCCGUAUCUACCCCAAGGAACUCCUCAACCGUAUCCCAGCCAAGGUGCUUGACCAAUACUACCAGAGGAGUCGGGGCGGUGACGACGGUGACAAGAAGAAGGGCAGCAAGGAUACCAAGGACAACUCGGGCGAGGGCCAGCAGGACGACAACUUGAUCGAUGUGUAAGCAAGAUAGUUUAGCAUGUGUAUGUGUUUGGGAUGGUGAAUGGACUGCUUCUAUGGCCAUGUUCACUGAGCGGAAUGUGGGUAGAGAUACUGCAUUGAGUAUAUACGAAUUUGUCGAAUCUUUAAUCUGGUGUACUUGUCGUUUUUGGUGACGUGAUGUUGAUUGGGCAAACGAAGUAGGUAUGUUCGCGUUGCUUGUUCAUACGACGACGGGUAGUUUUUGUUCAUAUUGCUUCACAUAUGUGGCAAACACUUUCUAG